AACGUGCGCCGCCAGGAAGCUGCUGUCGGUGAUGGAGAAGUACGGCGGCCCGGAGAAGGUGCUCGCUUAUCUCCAGGAUGUGGAGGCGAAAGCGGAGGAUGUGCUGGGGGAUAGACGGCAGAUAGUGGAUCUGGAUAUGAAGAGGAACCAGAAUCGAGAAGCACUGAGAGCACUUACCAAAGACCCUGCUACAUCUGGAAAAGUAACCGUCUGCUUUGGAAACAUGUUUAUAAAUCUUCCUAAGAAUAAAACCAAGGAAAUGAUUGAGCGAGAUCAGAAUCAGCUGGAUCAAGAGAUAAAUAAACUUCGCAGAGAGCUAAAAGUGAAAGUGAACCGGCUAUUAGAGGCACAAGGUAAACCAGAGUUGAAAGGCUUCGAUUUAACCCCACUGAAUACAGAUGAGAUGAACGCCAUUAACAAAGUAUUGGGAGAAUCGCUCUGACCAGAGGACAUGUCUACAGUGAACUUUUGUUUUAAGCGUCUCUAUGAGAUCUGGAUGUGGUUAGAGUUCUAUUUACAGUGGCCAGAUAAGCUAGGAAUUACUGUAUGGAGUACAUUC
This is a messenger RNA of Pelobates fuscus (common spadefoot toad), 559 nucleotides long. RefSeq names its product p53 and DNA damage regulated 1 (gene PDRG1). The coding region runs from base 32 to 442 and encodes 136 amino acids. The transcript has 5 exons. NCBI's taxonomy places the organism in Eukaryota, Metazoa, Chordata, Amphibia, Anura, Pelobatidae. The record is from RefSeq and is a predicted model, not a curated record.